This is a messenger RNA of Annulohypoxylon maeteangense, 1815 nucleotides long. RefSeq lists its product as uncharacterized. The transcript has 5 exons. The coding region runs from base 1 to 1815 and encodes 604 amino acids. The record is from RefSeq and is a predicted model, not a curated record. NCBI's taxonomy places the organism in Eukaryota, Fungi, Ascomycota, Sordariomycetes, Xylariales, Hypoxylaceae.
AUGGGUCAAGACAAUCGAGACGACCAGGAUGGAUGUCGCCAUAGCCUUAGCUAUGUAAAGGGAUCUAAAGACCAUAAUACGGAGCGGGAAGAUUCAAGCCCAUAUACGGGUAUUUACCCACGUAGUUCGCCUCCUGGCCCGAUUCCACGCGUGAAUACACAAUUAAAGCUGAUAUCACAUAUGGACUCCUUGAACCUCGGGAGUAAUAGACGUGGACAAUCACCUGACAUCAGCAUAGUGCUCAAGUGCAUCCAGAAAAAUGUAAAACGCCCCGAAACCGAAUCCACGGCAUCUCGAAAGAACAGGAAAAAAAGAACGGAAGAGUGGUUGCUCGACCAAGGUAUUCACGACAUUCAACCUGGUAGUGAUGUGGCCCGACUCGAUACUCCCUCUUGCUUUCCUCGAGCUAAUGCAACAUUAACUCCACUAGCUGAGUUAGAAGAGGCCCAUUCGAGCGAGGGCACAUCACAUGAAUUGGAUCAGCAAUCUGACUGCUUCUCUGACGAUUUGAAGUCCAUAUCAGAUUAUCUAGGAACUAAAGCUACCAGCACUUCAAGAUUCGAAGAUUUAGAAGAGGUCGAAGUAUCAUGUAUUCCAAAUGAGCAAGAGGGCGUUGAUGAAAAAUAUCAGCAACUUUUGCCCUCCCUCAAGGGGUUGCGAAUAGUUGAAGGCCUCACAGUCCAACAGUUUGGUGCAAAUCCUACCCAAGAAGGUACGAGUUCUUCUCGAAGGGGCCAAGGACCUGCAUCAUUUGGAUUCAAUCUACCAGGAGGAAGCCGUUCGACCUCGAAUAAGAAGAGGAAGCUAGGGGAAAACAAUAAUGGUAAAUCAGAAGACGAUAACCAUGACGAUAGUGACGAGGACGGUUCUCGACGGUUAAGAGCAAGGCAUGAUAAAGGAAAAAAUGUGGAGUCGGCGCUGCUAGCCUGCCCCUACUUUAAGCACGACUCGAGAAAGUAUAGUGGUAAAGAGUGGAAGAGAUGCCGUGGGCCUGGCUGGGAUUCCGUUCGUCGAAUGAAAGAACACUUAUACAGUCGUCACCGCCAGCCAGAGUUCGUGUGUAGGCGGUGUGGCAACUGUUUUGCGAUUGAGGAUAAUCUUAACGAUCACAGCCGGCAAACCAAGCCUUGCGAAGUACGACUACUUCCCCCAAUGUGUGGUUUUGAUUCGACACAAGAAAAAUUACUAAGAUCUCGAAAGAGGGAAUUUACCAGCAUGUCGGAGUUUGAUAAGUGGAAAUUAACCUACACAAUCUUAUUUCCUGAUGUUCCCAAAUCUCAAAUUCCGUCUCCUUAUUACGGUCAUAUCGGAUCUGUUUCUGAUGUCCUGAGUGACUUCGAAGAAUUCGUGCAGACGGAAAUAAGUGGAGAUUUCCGAGCUACCUUGGAACACGGCUUGGAGACCAAUUUCAACCUCACGGAGGACAGGUCUAAGCAAAAGGCAAUCGAGUGGCUUAAGGAUAUUCAAGUCGAAUUGGUGCGAUCCUUUCAAGCUCGCUGUUGGUCAAGGGCUUCUCUACCAACCACAUCUACCAACCCUGGGCCUUCCGAAGUUAGAACGUUGAGUUCUGAGAUGACCCCGCCAAGUUUUGAAGGAUCCCAACUUCUCACGGAAGUAUCAACCACUCUAACCAUCGAGUCUAUCAUAGACGACGAUGUAUACACUGAAAGAAACGAGGAGUCGUUAGGUUACUUCGGCGGCCAUUGGUUAAAUGAUAAUACUUAUCCGUUCCUGGUUGAGCAAUCCCAUGACGAACGACCACCAAAGCCUGCCGACUCGGCAUACUGGUCCAUGGAAUCGAAAGAAGAUUGUUAA